Molecule: messenger RNA, 869 nt
Organism: Cynoglossus semilaevis (tongue sole)
Lineage: Eukaryota; Metazoa; Chordata; Actinopteri; Pleuronectiformes; Cynoglossidae
Product: pentraxin-related protein PTX3-like
Exons: 2
Biological process (GO): innate immune response
Molecular function (GO): complement component C1q complex binding
Source: RefSeq, a predicted model, not a curated record
CUUUAAAAGUCAGCAGCCACGACACACUUGGCUCAGAGUGAGAAUCUUCAGGUGGACUGAGUGAAUCAGCGUGGAUUUCAGCAGCUGGCGUCCUGAUAUUCUCUCUGCAGGAGUUCACUCAGAGCUUCAUCAUGCACGUGUCCACUUCCUGGCAUGUGCUGUGUUUGCUGGGCUUUGUGGUCACAUCCUUCUGUUUGAACGGGCUUGAGUACGAGGACAACUACGGGGAAUACUAUGAAAACGAAAUUCCUCCGUUCCAGCCAAAGGAGGAGUCUCAGACUCCACCAUGUGAGAAUGCAGACCUCACCCGCUGGGACAAGCUCUUCAUCGCUCUGGAGGACUCUCAAAUGAGGCAGAACAUGCUGCUGGACUCUCUGGAGACGUGCGCUGGAGGAGUGGGCUCCAUCAAGACCCAGGUGGACAAGCUGUCCAAGGGGAACUGCAAGCAGUGCAUCCCCAGCAUGGAGUCCGUGUGCAGGGCACAGGGGGAGCAGGUGAGUGCCGGCCUGCAGCGAGGUCUGGGGGAGCUGAGGAAGGCGGAGGUGGAGAGGGAGAGGAGGUUGAACGCCACCCUGCAGAGGCUGCUGCAGAGCAGCCGUGAGGAGAGCACCAGGCUGAAGAGGCUGGAGGUGGCUGCAAGUGCUGCAGACACCAGGCCGGGACAAGAACCCACGCCCAGUCCUGGACCGUCACGAGUGUCGCGAGCGGUCUUCACCGCGGGGGGGCUGAAGUCGUCCGCACCUGGACAGGAAGUGAUGUCACAGCUGGACAUGGAACGAAGCAUGGCUGCCAUCGCUACAGAGCUUCAGAGAGUUCAGCUGCAGCUGAGCAGAGACUCCUUCAUCACAGAGGAGACGGAGAAGAAGGAG